Messenger RNA from Aspergillus fischeri NRRL 181, 1476 nucleotides. It is a transcript of the gene las21, whose product is annotated as mannose-ethanolamine phosphotransferase LAS21. The transcript has 8 exons. NCBI's taxonomy places the organism in Eukaryota, Fungi, Ascomycota, Eurotiomycetes, Eurotiales, Aspergillaceae. Gene Ontology annotation, cellular component: endoplasmic reticulum membrane. The coding region runs from base 1 to 1476 and encodes 491 amino acids. The record is from RefSeq and is a predicted model, not a curated record. Gene Ontology annotation, biological process: GPI anchor biosynthetic process.
AUGGCCCUCAAAUGGGAGCAUCGGGCAAUUCUAAUCGCCAAUAUACUCAUUGUUGUAGCCAUUUCAAUAUUUUCAUCCGGAUUUUUCCCUUACAAGUCUUUACUUCCAGGACUGGCCACAUUUGAUGAGACCAAUAUUGACACUGUGGCACCAAAAGUCUUCAAUAGAGUGAUUUUCAUGGUGAUUGAUGCAUUGCGCAGUGAUUUCGUUUAUUCGAAGACUUCCGGAUUCUCUUUCACCCAAAGCCUAAUCCGUUCUGGAGCGGCUCUACCUUUCACGGCCCAUGCCAGCUCUCCAACGGUCACGAUGCCACGGCUCAAGGCCAUGACAACUGGCUCCGUGCCGUCCUUCUUGGACGUGAUAUUGAACAUCGCAGAGUCUGAUACGUCUUCUACCCUCGCAUAUCAAGAUACAUGGCUAGCGCAGAUAAAAGCGCAGGGAGGUCAGCUUGUCAUGUACGGCGAUGACACUUGGAUCAAGCUAUUUCCGGGAGUCUUUGAUAGGUCUGAUGGGACUACGAGUUUCUUCGUAUCGGAUUUCACUGAAGUAGAUCACAACGUUACUCGCCAUGUCCCGCGGGAGCUAUCAGAGCGCGAUUGGUCGGCCUUCAUAAUGCACUUUUUGGGAUUGGACCAUAUUGGUCACAAAGCUGGCCCUAAGAGUCGACAUAUGAUGGCAAAACAACGAGAGAUGGACUCGAUCGUUGCUCUAAUUUAUGCCGCAAUGGAGGAACAGGAACAUCUUCAAUCGACCCUGUUUGUUCUGUGCGGAGAUCAUGGCAUGAACGAUGCCGGGAAUCAUGGUGGCUCGUCACCGGGAGAAAUUUCGCCCGCCUUGCUUUUCAUUUCACCGAAGUUUCAGACUAGAAAAACCCCGGAAGACAGUCCGGUUGAGGCAUUUAGCGACUUGCAAUACUAUCGGACUGUCGAGCAGAUGGACAUCACGCCGACUCUGGCAGGGCUCCUGGGUUUACCUAUUCCGCUGAAUAGUCUCGGCAUUUUCAUACCAGAGUUUCUAAUGAUGUGGGAUAAUGGUGCUCACAGAAUUGAUAUCCUGCUUCGAAACGCCAAGCAGAUGCUUAACGCCAUGAAGGGGACCUUUCCCGAUCUAGAUGUUGAAGCAAUUACUCCUCCUCACGGCUGCGACAAGCAGUUGGCAACAGGUCCUGCCAAAGUUCAGUGUGCUUGGUUUCAAGCACUACAAUUGGUCCACGGACCGGAGCGUAACAGAACAAUCCUGCCAGAUGUCGAAUCGGCUCUGCUAAGGGUUCUAAGAUCUGCCCAGGAAGUGAUGAGCAGCACUGCCACAUAUGGAUUGGUCUCGAAGUCCAGCGAUGCUGUGACGUUUCUCAUGUUGAGCGUUAUAAGCUACGGUGGUAUGAUGUUUGCCAGCAGCUACGUGGAGGAAGAGCAACAAUUCUGGUAUUGGGUCGUCACGGCAUGGACUGCGUCUUUGUCUCAAUUCACACCCGAGUAA